This is a messenger RNA of Glycine soja, 1291 nucleotides long. RefSeq names its product expansin-A4-like. Gene Ontology annotation, cellular component: extracellular region. Bases 57 to 836 code for a protein of 259 amino acids. The transcript is spliced from 3 exons. NCBI's taxonomy places the organism in Eukaryota, Viridiplantae, Streptophyta, Magnoliopsida, Fabales, Fabaceae. Gene Ontology annotation, biological process: plant-type cell wall organization. The record is from RefSeq and is a predicted model, not a curated record.
ACUGACCAAUCACCUCUAAUCCCCGAAUCUCCCAGAGAAACAAAGAAAAGAAGAAAAUGGCUGUGGCCAACAAUGUGCUUUGCAUUUUCUUCAUUAUCUCCUUAACAUGUAUGGUUCAAGCUCGAAUCCCAGGGGUUUACUCUGCUGGUGCAUGGCAAAGUGCCCACGCCACCUUCUACGGAGGCUCCGAUGCUUCCGGCACCAUGGGGGGAGCGUGUGGGUAUGGAAACCUGUACAGCCAGGGUUAUGGUGUGAACACGGCGGCAUUGAGCACGGCGCUCUUCAACAGCGGGCUUAGCUGCGGUGCGUGUUUUGAGAUAAAGUGCGCAAACGACAGGCAGUGGUGCCACUCCGGCAGUCCUUCCAUCUUCAUCACCGCCACCAACUUUUGCCCUCCCAACUUCGCUCUUCCUAACGACAAUGGCGGCUGGUGCAACCCUCCUCGCCCUCACUUCGACCUCGCCAUGCCCAUGUUCCUUAAAAUCGCCGAAUACCGCGCCGGAAUCGUCCCCGUUGCCUAUCGCCGGGUGCCAUGCAGAAAGCACGGAGGGAUAAGGUUCACGAUAAACGGAUUCCGUUACUUCAACCUGGUGCUGAUUAGCAACGUAGCGGGUGCGGGUGAUAUCGUGCGCACGUACGUGAAGGGCACCCGAACCGGGUGGAUGCCAAUGAGCCGUAACUGGGGUCAGAACUGGCAGUCAAACGCGGUUUUGGUGGGCCAGGCCCUGUCCUUCCGUGUCACCGGCAGCGACCGCCGCACCUCAACCUCGUGGAACAUCGCUCCACCCAAUUGGCAAUUCGGUCAAACUUUCACCGGAAAGAAUUUCCGUGUCUGAAAAAACCCUAAUCAUAAUCACCACCCAUGUCAUCAACAUCAAUGACAUGCUUAUGUAUAUUUUUUUAUUGUAAUCCUUUUUUUUUCAAGGUUCCCGCCUUUUAAUUACUUAUUCCUAGAUGGUCGUUUGACUGGAUAGUGAGUGACAACUUCUUAAUUGUGACUUUAGAUGUUGUUGGGUUUUAGUGUUUUUUUUUUCUUUUCUGAUUGGGUGGGUUUUAUAAUUAUAGUUGGGGUGCGUGAAGUUGUAUUUUAAUUUGUACCGUAGACCAAAGGGGCGUAAUAGGAAUGGAAAAGGCGAAAGGGAGAGCGAAAGGAUGAGAGAAAGUGUUGUAGGUAACGCUGAAGUGGCUUAAGCAAAAUGGUAGCCCGCAGCUAAUUUGCGCUUUUUAUUAUAGAAUCAUGGUGUUAUAUAUAUUAUUAAUGGUAUAAAUUUGUUCUAUGAAUUUAACUGCA